Molecule: messenger RNA, 315 nt
Organism: Morchella importuna
Lineage: Eukaryota; Fungi; Ascomycota; Pezizomycetes; Pezizales; Morchellaceae
Exons: 3
Coding region: 1-315 (104 amino acids)
Source: RefSeq, a predicted model, not a curated record
AUGGGUGGGAGGGACCCUGGUUUGUGGGUGAGCAUAUUUCGGCCCAAAAGGGGUUGGCGCUCUGAGCGGGUUGGCGACAGAACGGGGAAGUGGGAUACGCCAAAAACACACCCCACAUGGGCAGGAAGGGAGAACAAUUCAGGCAAGGACGAUGAUGGGAAUGGAUUAGGUGAGAUAAAGUACAGCUAUGGACGGACUGGGGCUGGGAAAUGCAAGAAGACUAUUUUGACUGGCUUACGAGUAACCCUCUCAAUUUAUCUUCGUUUCGCCUCUGAAGAGACUACUCCUUUCGCCUUCAUUAUUGCCCUUUUCUAG